AUGUCGUGGUUCUCUUCGCUGUUCUCCUCCUCCAAGCCACCGCCGGCAACAUCUGGAGCCGCGCAGCCUCCAGCCCUCGACCAUCGAAUCUUAGAAGAACCAGUCCGGCAGCCCGAACGCGAGCCCGUCGUCGAAGCCGCCCAACCCUCGCCCUCGCCUUUACCAUCCAAACAGCUCGACCGGCCGAACAGGAACGCCGUGAUCUUCGGAGCCGGCGCCGCCUUCUUCGUCUUUUCCCUCCUGAUCACAAGACGAGCCUUUGCGCGGAAGCGCCUGGCUUCCAGUCCGGCCUUUUAUGCCAACGCUCCGGGCCACCAAGCGGAACAGGCCAAGAAUGUCAAUGGCGCGAUGGAAGCGCUGGAGGCGUUGAAUCUCGCGACGGUCAACGUGCUCAGCCUGUCCAUGAUGGCGACGGGAGGCACGCUGUGGUAUCUCAAUAUCAACAGCGUGGCGGACGCGAGGAGGAUGAUUCGCGGAGGACUGGGCGUGGAUGGCACGGGCAGGUCGGAGAAAGAUGCGGAGGAAGACUUUGAAGAGUGGCUGGCGACGACACUGGCGAGGAAAGAGGCCAAGGGGUCAGGGGCACAAGAGGCGCAGGCGAAGAUGAAUGAGCGAGGUCAACAGCGCUGA
This is a messenger RNA of Cladophialophora yegresii CBS 114405, 630 nucleotides long. RefSeq lists its product as uncharacterized. NCBI's taxonomy places the organism in Eukaryota, Fungi, Ascomycota, Eurotiomycetes, Chaetothyriales, Herpotrichiellaceae. The coding region runs from base 1 to 630 and encodes 209 amino acids. Gene Ontology annotation, cellular component: mitochondrion. The record is from RefSeq and is a predicted model, not a curated record. The transcript has a single exon.